This is a messenger RNA of Volvox carteri f. nagariensis, 276 nucleotides long. RefSeq lists its product as uncharacterized. The record is from RefSeq and is a predicted model, not a curated record. The annotation marks the transcript as partial. Lineage: Eukaryota; Viridiplantae; Chlorophyta; Chlorophyceae; Chlamydomonadales; Volvocaceae. The transcript has 2 exons.
CCCCAGCAUGGGCCCUCCGGGCCUCUUCCAGUCGCAUCCAUGACACCCCAGCAUGGGCCCUCCGGGCCCCUUCCAGUCGCAUCCGCGACACCCCAGCAUGGACCCUCUGGGCCCCUUCGAGACGUAUCCACAACAACCCAGCAUGGGCCCCCCGGGCCCCUUCCAGUCUCGUAUCCGCGACACCCCAGCAUGGGCCCUCCGGGCCCCUUCCAGUCGUAUCCACAACAACCCAGCAUGGGCCCCCCGGGCCCCUUCCAGUCGCAUCCGCGACACCCC